Molecule: messenger RNA, 864 nt
Organism: Mytilinidion resinicola
Lineage: Eukaryota; Fungi; Ascomycota; Dothideomycetes; Mytilinidiales; Mytilinidiaceae
Exons: 2
Coding region: 1-864 (287 amino acids)
Source: RefSeq, a predicted model, not a curated record
AUGAGUAGGACUGACGCAUUCGCGCCACGACCCACCUUUGACUCGGACUUCCUGCUCAUGCCCGAAUACUCAGGGGAAGCCGCCUGGAACCUCAUCAAGAAGCACGACAGCGUUACUGCUAACUCCGCUGGCUUUACUAAAGACGAUAUACCGCUGCUUGUCACGAUGAUAUUCACAGAAAAGUACUUCGUUGACAAUGGCGACGUCAUGGGGUUCGGCUGGAAGCACGACAAGGACGGCAACGUCGUGGACAGGUGUUGGUACUGGAAACUUGACCAUGACGAGGGGCCAGAAUUCAAGAAGGAGGAUGGGAUCUGGCACGUCAUAGCCAAAGACGAUGAGAAUGAGAUGGAGACAGACGGUGCGUUGAAACCUAUGAGGGAGGUAUGGAAAGUUUGGCGUGAGGCGCUUGACCUGUAUUACAUUAUGUCCGCCAGGGAACGAUCCGAUUCCAGGCAUCUCAUAAGUCCAAGACACAAUUUCAAGAAUAUCAUAAGAGUCAAGGAGAUCCCAACAAGCGCCGGCUGGUCGAUUUGCAAUCGCAGAGACUCCAGAAAUGUCCUCCAUUUAUCCACUUUCGAGAAGGCAGACAUGCCGGAGAAACUCAUCGCAGUUUUCGCACUUAACUUUUUCGAGGAUGGAAGUCACGCAAUUGGACUCUGCUGGAGCGAUGAUGUGGACGAUCCCUUUGGAGAAAUGAGAUGGGGUCGCAGAGUGCGGGCAGAGGAGAAAUAUAAGUUUAAGCGUUGGGAAUGGGAUGAAGAAGGGAAGGCUAAAGGCGAGACAGAGGCUGCGAAGGAGGAGUGGAAGGAGUGGAAUGGCAUGAUUUUGAAAUGGUUCGAGGAGCACCCGGUCUACGACUGA